Hypomesus transpacificus is the source of this 2194-nucleotide messenger RNA. RefSeq names its product lin-28 homolog B (C. elegans) (gene lin28b). The transcript is spliced from 4 exons. The record is from RefSeq and is a predicted model, not a curated record. Gene Ontology annotation, molecular function: nucleic acid binding; zinc ion binding. Bases 243 to 929 code for a protein of 228 amino acids. NCBI's taxonomy places the organism in Eukaryota, Metazoa, Chordata, Actinopteri, Osmeriformes, Osmeridae.
GCGAAUGAGAGAAGAAGAGGGAAAGAGAGAGAGAUACAGCGAUAGAAGUGGUUUGAGAGGAAGGGAUUGAGGGAGACAGAGACAUGACAAAAUCUCAAAAGAGAGAAAGCACGCUGUACCAUGCGAGCUAAAUUUGUGACCGCUGGAAUAGAGGAUGUCGGAUUAAUGGUGACUAUCACAACCCGUUUGCGCAGAGGAAGCUUUUCUAUUGGAACUUUGGAACAGAGGGUCCGCGGGGAAACAUGGCCGAAGGAGGGGCGGGUAAAGGUGGCGGAGAAGACCCCGCCAAGUCAACCGAGCACGAUGAGCGAACUCGGGUCCAGGUUCUGUCAGGGACAGGCCACUGUAAAUGGUUUAAUGUUCGGAUGGGGUUCGGAUUUAUAUCAAUGACCAGCAGUGAGGGAAGCUCCGUUGAACCACCCCUGGAUGUGUUCGUUCAUCAAAGCAAGCUGGUCAUGGAGGGCUUCCGCAGCCUGAAGGAGGGGGAGCAGGUGGAGUUCACCUUUAAGAAGUCCUCCAAGGGCCUGGAGUCCCUGCGGGUAACAGGUCCGGGUGGGGGACCCUGUGCUGGCAGCGAGAGGAGACCUAAAGGGAAGGCCCCACCCCUGAAACGCAAACCAAAGGGUGACCGCUGUUAUAACUGUGGAGGUUUGGACCACCACGCUAAGGAAUGUGACCUGCCCCCCCAGCCAAAGAAAUGCCACUACUGCCAGAGCAUCACGCACAUGGUGGCCCAGUGUCCACACAAGGCGCUGGUGCCCCCUGCAGGUUCUCAGGACCCCCACGCCUCUACCUCAGGGCCUCCCGGGACCUACCUCUACCUACCGGAGGAGGAGGAGCAGUCGGGCUCCUCCCCGCCAGAGGGCCCCUUGUCCUCCCCAGAGGAGCCCCAGACGCACCGAGAUGCCCAAAAGUGGAGGAAACCCUGAACGUUCCAGUGACAUGGGGGGAGGGAGGGGGCGGGCAGCCGUGAGGCAUCAGCUCCGCCCCUGCCUACCCCGCCACCCUCCUCUGUCACCCCAAGAACCCCCCCGCCUCAUCUACCUCACGCUUGUGAAAAAAAGGGGGGGGAGGGUUUGUAAUCUUUCGACCAGUGCAGCUAUGGCAACGAUCGUCGUCCUUGAGGGUACGGGCACGUGUGAAUGUGUGUGACUGACUGUGUGUGCUGUCAUCGGGUGCAGCUAUGGCAACGAUCGCUGGGUUACCGGCUCGUGGGUGUUACUGACUAUGUAAUGCAUGCGUUUAAACAGUGCAGCUGUAGGUUGAAAUGAGAAAAGACAUGGCGUGUCAGUCUUGGUUGGAUGACUGUUGGGUUGAAUGAGGUUUGAUGUUUUUACCAGGACCCAGCAGUUGCUCACCCAUAAUGCUUUGUCUAAAAGCGUUCUGAAUAUAGGAUUGUAUUUCUUUUUUACUAUACACCAUUGACCUCAAUACCAAAUAAUCAUAUUACAUACUGAUUCUAAGAGUCGUUCAGGCAUAUUGUAGAUAUUGAUGGAAAUGUCACAAAGCGGAGAUUGACAAAAUGUUUCAGUCUAUCAGAAAAAUUUCACGUGGCUCGUUCUUUGCAGGGGCGUUGGCCAGUCAACCGUGGUGAAGGGUUUGAUUAAGUUCCUGCAUGUCACUGACCCUGCUGGCAAAGCACAACUCACCUGCACCCAGCAUCCUUUUGUCUUACCGAAUAUGAAUUGCACCAACUGACUGUUGGUUUGAAGUGUGUGUGUGUUUGUACGUGGCUAGUUUUUGAGAGAGAGAGAGAGAGAGAGAGAGAGAGAGAGAGAGAGCGAGCGAAAGAGAGAGAGAAGCUGAGACUUUUUGUUCAGUGGUACUAACGUUGGACUAAAGAUUGCUGGUGUCAGAGGCAGGCAAGGUUGAUAGAUGCAUGUGUGCAUUCUUGCUUUUGUGUGUGUGGAUGAGUGUGCACGGAAGACAAAGUGACAGAGAGAUUGUUCUUUUUGGAUAUGUAACAGUGAGGUGGAAUUGAGAAACAGAUCUAGGCUUUGAAAUUAGGGCCCUCUGUUGUCCACUUGAUAUUACCAGAUAUAUUUUCUAUAAUCAUAUAUAGAUAUGCCUUAGAUAAAAAAAAAAAAAUAUAUAUAUAUAUAUAUUAUCCCGCUAGUGUAUUAGAUUAGUUCCAUAGACACAUUCACCAGUAUUUAAGUGGACUCCAGUGUUUCCCACAGAUUAGAAACCUAAU